UACGGCUCCAGCUACUACCCGGACUACUACUCGUCCUACGGCGGCGGCGGUGACUUUGGCUACGGCUAUGGUUACAACUACCCCGGCAACUUCGGCUAUGCUAGCUACGGCUAUGGCUACCCUGGUUACCCUGGUUACCCUGGCUACCCUGGCUACGGCUACGGCUAUGAGUCCGCGACGACGGACGGUGCUGAGGCUGGCCAGAAGGAGUCCGCCACGGCGCCUGCUACCGCUACGGACGUUGCGUCCAACAAGUCGGCGGAGAAGGAGGACAAGACGCCGCCCAAGGAGAAGGAGACCACCAAGUCCGGCGCCACGGACAAGGCCAAGGGCAAGUAA
Messenger RNA from Phytophthora sojae, 339 nucleotides. RefSeq lists its product as hypothetical. The transcript has a single exon. The annotation marks the transcript as partial. The record is from RefSeq and is a predicted model, not a curated record. NCBI's taxonomy places the organism in Eukaryota, Oomycota, Peronosporomycetes, Peronosporales, Peronosporaceae.